ACCUUUUUAGUUCAGCUCUGGGUGGCCCUACGGGGGCUAGUUCGUCCCGCCGGGGGACCUCACCAGUUCGCUACCUGGUCUUCGCUGAAACUCUGGGUGCUCCAGCCUGGAGGCCAUGGGACGGCCGUGGGGACCGGCCAUGAAGGCGGCCGAGCAGACGGGCUGCGUGGUGAGCGCCUCCCGAGCCGGCCGUCCCGAGGAGGGCUCGUGGAGCUGCAGCGGGGUGAUCCUGAGCCGCAGCCCGGGCCUCGUCCUGUGUCACGGGGGUAUUUUCACCCCCUUCCUGCGGGCGGGCAGCGGCGCCCUGACUGCGCCCGGCGCCGCCUUCCUGCCCGGCGACAGUUGCGGCGACGACCUGCGCCUGCACGUGCAGUGGGGGCCAACGGCGGUGAGCCCCGCAGGCCGCGCCGAGCGCAACGGCGUGGGCUUGUGCACGCCCCAGUGCGCGGGCCCCGAGCCCGGCCCGCCCGCCCUGCCCCGCGGCCGGCCCCUGCAGGCCCCGCGCCCCGCCAGGCUGCUGCUGCUUCUGAGCUGCCCGGCGUUCCGGGCCCACGUGGCGCGUCUCUUCCGGGGCGAGGCGGCCGAGCAGUGGCGCUUCGAGAGCUGGGCGCCGGGCGACGAGGUGUCCGAAGACGAGGAGGAGGAUCAGCUGCGAGCGUUGGGCUGGUUCGCGCUGCUGCGGGUGCUGCCCGGCGAGGCGGAGGCCCGGGAGGGCGCAGAGGAGCGCGGGGCGCCCGUGGCCGUGGCGCCCCUUGGGGCUGUCCCUAAGGGCGCGCCGCUGCUGGCUUGCGGCUCCCCGUUCGGCGCCUUCUGCCCGGACAUCUUUCUCAACACCCUGAGCCGCGGCGUGCUCAGCAACGCUGCCGGGCCGUUGCUGCUCACCGACGCGCGCUGCCUGCCGGGCACGGAGGGUGGCGGGGUGUUCGCGGCGCGGCCUCCGGGCGCCCUGGUGGCGCUGGUAGCGGCGCCGCUCUGCUGGAAGGCGCGCGAGUGGGUGGGCCUCACGCUGCUCUGCGCGGUCGCCCCGCUCCUCCGCGCCGCCCGAGCCGCGUUGGGCCACUUGCACCCGGACUCUGCUGACCUGGCUGCCCGGCUGCCGCAGGAGGUGGGCGCCCCGCGGGACCUGCCCUUCCAAGACCCCGGGCCCCCUUGGGCAACUGCAGCUGUGCUGGUGGAGUGCGGCACCGUAUGGGGCUCCGGAGUGGCAGUGGCGCCCCACCUCGUGGUGACUUGCCGGCAUGUGGCCCCUCGAGAGGGUGCAAGGGUCCUGGUGCGCUCCUCCAUCCCCAAGAGUGCCGCCAUCUGGGGACGGGUGGUGUUUGCUACGCAGGCGGUGUCACCCUAUGACAUAGCUGUGGUGAGGCUGCAGGAGGACCUGGCCGGCGUCCCUGUACCUGUGCCCGUGGACCGCUUCCAGGAAGGCGAGGCUGUCAGUGUGGUGGGCUUUGGAGUCUUCGGCCAGGCUUGCGGGCCCUCAGUGACCUCGGGCAUCCUGUCGGCUGUGGUGCACGUGGACGACACACCCGUGAUGCUGCAGAGCACAUGUGCUGUGCACGGCGGCUCCAGUGGAGGACCUCUCUUCUCCACCUGCUCAGGGGCCCUCCUGGGCAUCGUGGCCAGUAACACGCGGGACAAUAACACGGGGGCCACCUACCCCCACCUGAACUUCAGCAUUCCCAUCACGGUGCUCCGGCCAGCCCUGCAGCGGUACUGCAGAACGGGUGACCUGGGUGGUCUUCGCAAGCUGGACCACGCUGCCCAGCCAGUUCAGGUGGUAUGGCGACUGCAGCGGCCCCUGGUAGAGCCCCCCAGAAGCAAGCUCUGAGGCCACCUUGCCCCUGUGGAGAGAGGAGCAACCCUUCUCUGCUGUGGGAAGUGACCUUGAGGCGACAGGCAGCCAUGGGAUCCAGGACCCAGCUCUCAAAGGGGAAUGGGCCACCCCUGCAUCACGGUUCACCGUGGCCAAGGGGCUCGGUCUCUGGCAUCCGGAACAAACUUCUCUUCAGUCAGCCCCACAGCCCCCUGUAGGCACCGUGCGCCCUCGCCCAGCUGGCAGCGCACCUUGGGUGCCUCCCUGGCACUAGAGUCCUGCUAGUUUCUCUUUUGGGGAGCCCAGCUCAGUAGCUGACCGACAAACUGGACGGCAGGCCCCAGCCCCAGCCCAGGGUUUGGCAUCUGUUAGCCUGUCCCUCACUGGGGGUUGGCUCUUCCCACCUGCCUCGAAGUCUGAAUGGGGGUCAACAGAGGACACAGCAUCCUCCGAAUAUCUCAGGAGACGGCCCUGCCUUGAGGACCAGGCGCCGAAGGUGCUGGGCAAGGGGAGCCUCUUUCCUGGUCUCUCAGACUUAUGGGGAGGUGGUGUCCCUGAAGUCAGGACUUCAGACCACGGCCACACAACAGCUCUUGUCCUUCCCCUCAGGGGACCUCCUGGAUAGCCAGCUCAUCGAUCCUCCCCAAAGCUUUCCCUUGCCAGCGCUCAGCCCUACCCAGGGAGCGCUUUCUGGGAGAUUGGUGGGCCUUAUGCCCACACAGGGAGAAGUUACAUUGUAGGUGCCCUUGCCCUGCAGUGGGAUGCUUCCUUGUGCCUUAAUUUCCCAGCUCUCAGCCUGGGCCUCGGGGGUUUUAGGGUGUGGAAUGUGUCUGGUUGGGGCUUGAGAAUAAACGCUAUGGAAGAACCUUGA
Messenger RNA from Echinops telfairi (small Madagascar hedgehog), 2681 nucleotides. RefSeq names its product trypsin like peroxisomal matrix peptidase 1 (gene TYSND1). The record is from RefSeq and is a predicted model, not a curated record. The transcript has 4 exons. Gene Ontology annotation, biological process: regulation of fatty acid beta-oxidation; protein processing. Lineage: Eukaryota; Metazoa; Chordata; Mammalia; Afrosoricida; Tenrecidae. Gene Ontology annotation, molecular function: serine-type endopeptidase activity. The coding region runs from base 116 to 1825 and encodes 569 amino acids. Gene Ontology annotation, cellular component: peroxisome.